Heteronotia binoei (common prickly gecko) is the source of this 2184-nucleotide messenger RNA. It is a transcript of the gene SETDB2, whose product is annotated as SET domain bifurcated histone lysine methyltransferase 2. The record is from RefSeq and is a predicted model, not a curated record. Gene Ontology annotation, molecular function: protein binding; zinc ion binding; DNA binding. Gene Ontology annotation, biological process: heterochromatin organization; negative regulation of gene expression. The transcript is spliced from 13 exons. Gene Ontology annotation, cellular component: nucleus. NCBI's taxonomy places the organism in Eukaryota, Metazoa, Chordata, Lepidosauria, Squamata, Gekkonidae. Bases 1 to 2184 code for a protein of 727 amino acids.
AUGGUGACUCAGAAAUCCACAGAAGUUGAGGCAACAUCUCUGCGGGGGAUUUUCAAAAUUGCUGCAAGAACAUUCUGGAAGCAUAUGGGAGACCGAGAAGUGGACCUGGUGUUCGAGCAGCUGCAGACGGUGGUACUGACCCUGAAGCAGAAGAUCAAGGAUGGGACAGCAACUGAGGAAGAGUGCUUCCAAGCUGUGACACUUAUCACCCAGGCAGGCUUGAAGACCCUCCUGCUGCCCCUGCUAAAUGGUAUGAAUCAAUUAAUUUCUCUACUCCCGGGGUGCUUCUUUAGUCCUACACUGAUAAACGGUGCUGAGAAAAAUACCCAGAAACGUGAACGUGCUGAACCUUCUCCAUUAGCUGGAACAACGGGAAGCUCAGGAGAUAGUUUUUCUCUAGCAGCGAGAAAGGAGGUGGCAUCUCCAAGAGUUACAGAAGAUCCGGCCAGAGGAGCGGAAGUGCCUUCAAGGCUCCCAUACCAGCUUCACACCUGCUCCCAUGACUGUCUUGUCCCAAGGCCCUGGAGCUCCUACAAAGGUGGGAAUCCCCUGAACCUGCCCAUGUUGUGUGGCUUCCAAAGGAGGCACGCCAAAGCAGACCUGCACUCCAAGACGCUGGACGUAGCCUACAAAGCCCCUUGCGGGAGGAGCCUGAGGGAUUUCAAAGAGGUCCAGGAUUACUUGCUCCAGACGAAAUGCGGCUUUUUGUUUCUGGAUCACUUUUCUUUCAACACUUACGUCCAGGUGUUCAGGCGCUACCCUGGCCGGAAAGGAUUUGUGUUCGAUCACGAUGUCAGCAAAGGAGCAGAAAUGACGCCCAUUUCCUUCUGCAAUGAGGUCGACCACGAGCGGCUGCCUUACUUUAAGUACCGCAAGACCUCUUGGCCCCGUGCACUCUUCCUGAACAAUCUCUCUAGCGCGUUUCUUGCCUCAUGCAGUUGCACAGAUGGCUGCAGGGAUGCGACAAAAUGCGCCUGCCGGAUUCUGACUCAGAAGAACUGUAGGGAAACUUCCUCCUCUCCAGAAAAUGAAUCCUCAUGUGGAUACAAGCACAAGAGGCUGGAUUGGCCCAUUUCUAGUGGAAUUUACGAAUGCAACUUGUCCUGCAGCUGUAACAAGAUGAUGUGCCAGAACAGAGUAGUCCAGCACGGCCUUCAGGUUCGGUUGCAGGUCUUCAACACAGGGAAGAAGGGCUGGGGAGUUCGUUGCCUUGACGACAUCGACAGAGGAACAUUCGUUUGUACAUAUGCAGGCAAACUGAUGAGCAGAGCUGAACCUAAGCAGGCUGAAGUUGGGAAUCGUGAAGCCAAAGUGGAAGACCCGGAGAACAGUGACAGAAGCCAUGCCCUGUCCUCAAAGAAGAGAAAGGUGGAUUCGGUCUGUUCUGACUCAGAGAUCGAAUUUGUCCAGACUAGUAAAGGCAGUGGCAGUGGGAAGCACGAAUCUUCGCCAGUGGAAGCUGAAAGUCAAUCUAAUGUAAUUCAGACUUCGAACGACGGGAAUUGGAGCAAUGAAGAUAUAAAAAGACCUCAAACCCAAACGCCCAUUCUUCAGAGUCGCCGGAGAAAACUGGGAAUCGCUGAUGCCAUUUCUUCUGAAGACGAGGGUGCUGGGUGCCACAGUUCAGCAAGAAGACGACUGAUCGUGGGAACCAAGAGAGGGAGCAAACAACCAACCAUACAAGGAGAGUUCAGGGAACAAGCAACCGCCAGACCUUUGGAAACCAAGGCAGACCAGCCUAGCAAGAGCCCUUUAUCCAAUCUCAGUUUGGCUUGUAAGCCAGUUGGGCGGGAGGAAGGAAACAUUCAAAAGCAGCCCAUGUCCGUCUCCGGGAUGGACACUGCAUCCAAAAGGGAAAACAGGAGCAGCGGACAAGAGCUUGCUCUGAAGCAGGAGACUUGCCUGAAGCAGUUUGACAGAGAGGAUCUCUGUUUGCUGGAUGCAACCAGGGAAGGCAACGUGGGCCGGUUUCUCAAUCAUAGCUGCUGCCCUAAUCUCUUUGUGCAAAGUGUGUUUGUUGAGACCCACAACAGGAAUUUCCCCUGGGUCGCAUUCUUCACAAACAGGCAUAUAAAAGCUGGAACCGAGCUCAUGUGGGACUACGGUUACUUACCCGGAAGUAUGCCGGAGACAGAGAUCCCCUGCCAGUGCGGGUCUCAUAAGUGCAGAAAGAAAAUCCUCUAG